Messenger RNA from Marasmius oreades (fairy-ring Marasmius), 669 nucleotides. RefSeq lists its product as uncharacterized. The transcript has a single exon. NCBI's taxonomy places the organism in Eukaryota, Fungi, Basidiomycota, Agaricomycetes, Agaricales, Marasmiaceae. Bases 1 to 669 code for a protein of 222 amino acids. The record is from RefSeq and is a predicted model, not a curated record.
AUGCCCUCAUUACGCACACUGUCCAUCUGCACUGAACACGUACCAGCUAAGAUAACCGAUCCCAUUUUAGAGGUAUUACUCGCCUCACUUGUAUUGUCUUCCCUUUCCUCUUUCGAACUGUCAUGUGGUUUACCUUCAAGUUCAGGCACGGGCUAUUACAGCUGGCCUUCAUCGUUACUCACCAUUCUGCAACAUUCAUCUGCGACUCUACGAUAUAUGUCGCUUCACCUUGAUUCCAGAAAUUCCUCAAAAGCUUCUUGGGGGCGCCUUUCAGUGUUACUCAAAACAAUCCCUCACAUAAGCCACCUUCAUUUGAAAGAUUCGGUAACAGAAAAGGCUGGUAGUAACCAACAAUCAUCUUCUUGGGACGACUUGAUCGUAACUUUUCUUUCCGACCUCGCAGAUGUAGGGUCCGGAAAUCCUAUCCUCCCGGACCUCACACAUUUGACCUUGACCAACAUUAAUGUCACUCCUGGCAUCAAGAAUGCAGUUGUUGCUACAGCAGCCUUGAGAAUUCCUAGCCGGCUUUCUGUUGUUGGCAAUGAUGUUCGUGCAUUGGAGGAGCUAUGGGUUAUGCCUUGCUAUGCUGAGCCGCCGAGUCCUGAUGUCCUGGAAGUAAUAGCGGAGUUGAAACGGGAUGGGGUGAACGUGUUAUUCAAGUCGGCGUAG